Rhizophagus irregularis DAOM 181602=DAOM 197198 is the source of this 366-nucleotide messenger RNA. RefSeq lists its product as uncharacterized. The record is from RefSeq and is a predicted model, not a curated record. NCBI's taxonomy places the organism in Eukaryota, Fungi, Glomeromycota, Glomeromycetes, Glomerales, Glomeraceae.
UUGGAUUACUCAGCAAUGCAAUUGAAGAAGAUAAUAAUAGAGUCUCAUAUUUGAUGCAAACGGCAGAGAUUUUGGCCGAGAUUGAGUUAUUUUACCUAUUACCAAAUCAGAGACGUUGGCAAACAUGGUUUCCUGAAGUAAUACAUUAUUAUGCCGAUGCUGAUAAGACUCGAGAAGAAAUUCAAAGAUUGAUUAAAGAGGGUGAAUGGGAUACAAAGGAAUUCACAGAGAUGCGGAAUGAUUUAUUAAAAGUACUUAAAAUUAAACAUAAUCCUAUUGAUAAUGAGGCAAUAAUGGAGAAAUUAAAAUCUCAUGAUGAAAAAUUAGAAAAAUUAGAAAAAUUAGAUAAUUAUGUUAGUUUUAUAA